Molecule: messenger RNA, 249 nt
Organism: Letharia columbiana
Lineage: Eukaryota; Fungi; Ascomycota; Lecanoromycetes; Lecanorales; Parmeliaceae
Exons: 3
Coding region: 1-249 (82 amino acids)
Source: RefSeq, a predicted model, not a curated record
AUGGCAACCUUUGGGCUAGAAAACGCUCGGAUUCUCUACGAAUAUAACACUAUUCUGAAGCUAUAUGACGAUAUUAUCGAUAUCGUUACUACGAGUAAAGAUGAGGAUAACGAGAACGAGGACGAGAACGAGGACGAGGAUAAGGAUGAGGAUAACGAGGACGAGGACGACGCGGAUAAGAACGACGAGGAUAAGGAUAACGAGGAUAAGGACGACGACGAGAACAACGACGGGAUACGUUACGAGUAG